AUGACGAGUACUAUUAUCUUAAAUCGCAAUAACAUUGUUUCCAAUGGGUUGAAUAAUACAUUUAGAUUUAAUUUUACCGGAUCAAGCGUGAAUUUCAAAAACCAAGAAAUUGCUCUGUCAAGCCUGCAGAUUUACAACUCUCAAUUCAACAUUAAUGGAAGUUUAUACAGCAAUAACACAUUCAGCGUUUUAGUUCCAACCGCAGCAACCUAUCAAACGGUUUCCAUUACGCUUCCCAAUGGAUACUAUUCGUAUGAAGAUAUAUCAAACUAUAUUGAGUCUCAGUUAGUUAGUAUCGGUGCAUACUUAAUUGAUUCUCAAGGUAAUAACGUUGUAUAUAUCGCGAUGAGAGAAAACGCAACGUACUAUUCUUGCGAAAUCACUUGCUUGGCAACACCAACUUCUGUUCCAAGUGGAUAUUCACGUCCAUCGACAGGUUUAUACUCAUUAACUGGAACUGGAUUACCAACCGCUACUAAUACUACCCGAGUCACUGUUUCAAGUAAUGGAUUUUCAAAUGUGAUUGGAUUCAGUCCAGCAACGUACCCAUCAAGUAUUCAAACAACCGAUCAAGUACUUUUGAGCAAUAUCUCCCCACAAGUUAAUCCCGUCAGCAGUUAUUUAAUUCGUUCUAAUCUUAUUAACAAUCGGAUUAGCACACCCCCUGAUAUUCUGACUUCGUUUAGUCCUCAAGGGACAUCAAUUGGUCAGUUGAUCUCAAUUCAGCCACCUGAAUAUCAAUGGCUUUUGAUUAACGAUGGAGCAUACAGCAACAUUACUCUGAGUAUCGUUGAUCAAGACUUUAAUAAUGUAAAAUUUGAAGACUCCAAUUCAUUGAUUAUGCUAUUAAUUCGUGAUAGGAAACAAUAA
Molecule: messenger RNA, 870 nt
Organism: Phytophthora infestans T30-4
Lineage: Eukaryota; Oomycota; Peronosporomycetes; Peronosporales; Peronosporaceae
Exons: 1
Coding region: 1-870 (289 amino acids)
Source: RefSeq, a predicted model, not a curated record